CCCGACGACUGCUCAUGGCGCUGUCUAAUGUAAUAAAUAUCUAAGCAUGAUUGUUUUCGCUGAUUGUAAAGAAUUGUUUUCAAUAGACGUUACUGCUGAUUUUUAUAUUGCUUAUAUUUCGAACAAGUUGGUGCAACGGAACAAAAACUACUAACGCCACCUAACCUCGCUGGAAUAUGAUUCAAGAGAAUGAAAUAAGGCAGGAAUAAAUGAAGCAGGAUCUUCUGGCUACAGACAUGGCUGAAGGAUCUGUCGCAAAGAGAUCCAAGCUGGCUCGUUACGCAAGCCCGAGAGUGAGAAGGCUCCCUCCCGCGGCUCGGAAAUGCAAACAACAAUUGGUGCAGAAUGGAAAAGACACACAGAAUUUGUCGAACUCCACUCCAUCACGUCUAAGUUUGAAUAUUGAAAGCGACGGUGCCGGUCACUCGAGCCGGGGGCCGGGGGCCGGGUGUGGAGGGGCUCGGCUCACGCCCUUGGAGGAGCAGGUGAUGCAGCUGAAGCGACAGCACCCGGGCCUGCUGCUGAUGGUCCAGAACGCCUACAUGUACACCUUCUUCGGGGAGGACGCCGAGGUCGCGGCAAACGUGUUGAAAGUCUCCUCGUACUGGUCUCAGAACUUCCUCGUGGCAGUCGUGCCGAUAACCAGGCUUAGCGUCCACGUUCAUCGCCUGGUCCAAGCAGGAUACAAAGUUGGAGUUGUAAACCAAGUGGGAGCUUGCAAUGUGAAGCCACAGGGUGAAAAACAUGCAAUAUUUCAACGAAAGCUUAUUAGUGUUUAUUCCAAAGGGACUCUUGUUAGUGAUGAUAUUAAUCCACUUGUAUCUUCAGAACUACCUGCAUUGGAAGGUGGUCUACCAAACUAUAUACUUUGCAUUGCGGAGCAGUCUUCUGACGCUGAAGAUAAGUUAAGCAAUUUGUGGUUUGGAUUGGUGGCUUUUGAUCCGACCACCGGUGACGCUGUGUGUGAUGACUUUUCUGAUGGACCGAAUCGCUGUGAAUUAGACAAGAGAUUGGCACAUCUGCAGCCAGUAGAAGUAUUGGUGUCAGAAGAUGUGUCAGAAAACACAGAAAGGUUGCUAAACCACAGACACAUCUUGAUGGACAAACAGCCGUCUUCCGCUUUCUCCUCAGAAAUUUCGUUUUCCGACGUGGUUACGUCCUCCGGGGAUAAUGAAGAGGAUUCUGCUGUAUUCCAAAUGUGGAAGAAUUUUCAUUCGGCCACCUUGUCUUCUGUUGCCGUGUUAUUACAGUACCUCAAGAAAUUCGGUUUAAACGCCGCCUUCAAACUUAGCAGUUUUAGGAAAUUUACAGACCAAGAUAAAUACUUGCAGAUGGAUGGAUCAACUUUACGCAACUUGGAAAUUUUUUCCAGUAAAUCAAAUACACACAAAGGCAGCUUGUGUUGGGUUUUAGAUCAAACAGUCACCAAAUUUGGCAGCAGGUUGUUACGAGAGUGGAUAUCAAGGCCACUUCGAGAAUUGCGGAAAAUACAAGAGCGGCAGGAAGCUGUACAAGAAAUCAUGGAAUCAAAAUCGGAUUUCGUUGGACAGCUGAAGCAGGCUUUGAUAGAUCUACCUGACAUCGAAAGGGGACUAUCUGCCAUUUUAAAUUUUAAGUGCAGUCCGUGGGGUGUGUGCGUGGUUCUUGAAUCCCUGAACGCUGUUCACACCAAGCUGCUGUGUUUGCUUAACUACUACGGCUCUGAAAUGGAAUCCAAAUUUUUGAAAAAACUUCUCGAAGAUACGUUUCAACUGCUGGGGACAGUGAAUCCGUUUUUAAGAAAUAUAAACAAAGAUACAGCAAGGUCUGGAGAUAAAAGAAACCUCCUCUUGGACUAUUCUGGUUUCCCCGACCUGCUGGAGCGGCUGUCUCGCGUGGAGGCCAUCAGCCACAGGCUGGAGGCCCUGGGGGUGGCCCUCGGGGAAGCCCUGGGAGUCGAGGACUUCCAGUUCGCGUCCGUGAGCGGCCAGGACUAUCUCGUGGAUAUGAAGGCGGGUCAACCCGCGCCCAACACCUGGAGGAUAGUUUCGCAGACCAAAACGCACGUGCGCUACCGUACGCCGGAGGUGGACGCCCUGAGCUCGGAGCUGUCCCGGCUGCAGGAGGACAUACUGUCCGACAGCCAGGCCGCGUGGUUCCAGUUCCUGCAGUCGCUGAACAGCCGCUACUUCGACUACAAGACUGCAGUGAGGAACCUGGCCACUGUCGACGUGCUCUCGUCGCUCGCCAAGGCCGCCAAGAGCAACGACUACUGCAGGCCAUCAUUAGUGGACGUAAAUGUGGACUCUGUUGUGUUUAUUGAGGAUGGGCGACAUCCAAUCAUGGCUCUCUCUUCUUCGGAUGAUUUUGUAGCUAACAGCACCAGUUUGAAGGGCUCCGAGUGUCGCUGUAUGACUUUGUCAGGACCAAACAUGGGCGGAAAAUCGUCCUACAUUCGUCAAGUGGCUUUGUUAGCCAUAAUGGCACAAAUUGGUUCAUUUGUACCUGCAAAGGCUGCUACGUUCAGUAUUUUUGAUGCCAUCUUCUCAAGGAUGGGGGCGGAGGACCAGCUGAUGCGGGGGCGGAGCACCCUGCUGGUGGAGCUGCAGGAGGCGAGCGCCAUCCUGGGCGGGGCGACGGCUCGCUCGCUGGUGCUGGUGGACGAGCUGGGGCGCGGCACCGGCUCCUCGGACGGCACAUCGCUCGCCUGGGCCUGCCUGCGCCACCUGGUCGCCGAGGUUAAGUGUUUGACGUUAUUCGUCACACAUUUCCCAGAUGUUAUGCAGCUCACAGAAUCAUUAUCACCUCUGGCUUGCAAUUAUCAUGUGGAAUUUUUAUUUCCUAAGACAGCAGACGUCAGAGACGACAGGAUGGUAGUUUUGCUGUACUCCAUCACGCGUGGACUGGCGGAGAAAAGCUUUGGCUUAAAUGCAGCGCGUUUGGCAGCCAUACCGGAAUCUGUCCUUGAUCGAGCUUCUACGUUUAUUUCGAGACUCCAGUGGAAUGCAGGUGUUAAGAGACGAAUGCACGAGACUUUCAAACAGAUAAUGCUUAUGGACAAUACAAAAAAUGUGACAGAGUUUUUAUCAUCAGUUUUAAGAGAAGAGACCACAAACUGCCAGAGGUUGCCAGAGGUUGCAAUGAAACAGUGCAUCAGUGAAAUCAGUGAUACAUGAAUACCUGUUCUUGAUCAAAAAUAAGUUUUGCCAGCAGAGAUUUUUAUGCAAUUAAUGAUGAAACGAUUUCUCAAAUUUAUACUAAAAAGCUUUUUUGAUCAGUUAUAUUACUUGUGCUUGUUGCGCUCCAAUUUGUGUUCUGGCCACUACAUAAGUAUUGUGUACAGUGGGAAUAUGUUUUUUGGAGGUAAUCGUUAUGAAUUACAUUUUAAAUAGUACUAAUACUUUUUUCUUUCAAUGGAUAAUUGGUAUUUGUAUUUAUUUAAUUUAAAUAGGGUAAGAUGAAUACAAUUGUUUCAACUCCCGGUACUGCAAAUGUCACAUAACCCCUGAAUACAACUUGCAAAAUAUUGUUGAAUAUGAGUUGCAUGGUUGUUUGGUAAAUUUGUUGUAUAAGGUAUUACUGUUUUAAAUAACAUAUUUUUUAGGAGUGUACUUUACUAGUGAAUUUAUGCUAAUAUCAUGAAUUUUAUAAUGCAAAAUUAUAUCACAUCUAUAAAAGUAUUUUCUUGCUUGUAAUUUGAUAAAUUAUUAUUUUAUCAUAUUUUAUGUACAUGGUUUUUGUAUAUAAUUUUAAUGUAGAAGCAACACAAUGAACUAAUGUAAUUAUUUAAUUUGAGAUAUUCAUAAAAUUUGUAGGUUUAUGUGCAUGAUAAUCCUGUAGCAAAAAUAUACUUAUCUAUAUAAGAAUUACAUGAUUCUUUAAACUGUCAUAAUUUUUUAAAAAAUAAAUUUGCACUUGUAAAAUCAUUCCAAAAAUGUGUGCAGCUCAUGCAAAUAAAAAACCAAUAUUUUUUAAA
This is a messenger RNA of Bacillus rossius redtenbacheri, 3955 nucleotides long. Its product is annotated as DNA mismatch repair protein Msh3-like. Gene Ontology annotation, cellular component: nucleus. Gene Ontology annotation, molecular function: ATP binding; mismatched DNA binding; ATP-dependent DNA damage sensor activity. Lineage: Eukaryota; Metazoa; Arthropoda; Insecta; Phasmatodea; Bacillidae. The transcript is spliced from 21 exons. The coding region runs from base 210 to 3155 and encodes 981 amino acids. Gene Ontology annotation, biological process: mitotic recombination; mismatch repair. The record is from RefSeq and is a predicted model, not a curated record.